GGCAACUCGGCAACUUAGCAACUUCGUUUCGCGUCAGUGGAACGAAAAUGAUAAGAAGUUGCUCGGUUAUUGGCUGGAACUAGCAACCAAAUCAAAAUUUUUUGAUUUGGUUGCCAAGUUGCCAGUUGCUGGUUGCUAGUUGCUGCUUAUGUAGCAGUCGACUAACACUAACGCAAAGUACAAUGCAUUUCAAUUCUAAACAUAUGAUAAAUACGCAGACACACAAGUAUAGUACACAACUACGGACGAACACAAACGCCUUUCUUUUUUCUUCUCCCAUGAAAUUUAAACCCAUCGCCCAUCGGUUCUUGUGCUGUUCUACAUCUGCGGAAUUUUGUUUUGUUAUGGAAUUCAUUUCGAUGGGACGAUAGUGCUUUAAAAUAUAAACAUCAAAGAAUGGUUUCAUUUUGCAUUUAUUCAAUCAAAAUAAAUGGGUUCGAAAAUUGAAUAUGUUGAAUCAUCUCAGAUUUACGCUGCGAAAUAUGUACGCAAUUCCAAAGCCGUUGGUGUUCUGUGGGGAAUAUUUACAAUCUGUUAUGCCAUUAUUAGUACUGUUGCCUUCUUGACACCAGAAUGGAUUAGUGGAUCCUCGGAGUCUGAUAAUCCUGCGAGGUUUGGAUUAUGGAAUACUUGCUAUUUGGAUUCAAAUACUGAAGGAACUCAAGAUUGUUACAAGCAUAUUGAUAGUUUUUUGACGUUUCCUUUAUCGCCACUCAAGAUAGCUGCUAUCUUCGGUGCUAUUUCAGUAUUACUUUCUAUUUUUACAGUAUUAACUUUAUUGUUAUUUUCUUUUUGUACUUCCACGACUGUUUACCGUAUUUGCGGAUGGAUGCAAAUUGUAUCUGCAUUUUCAUUCGUUACUUCGGUAACAGUAUAUCCUUUAGGAUGGAAUUUGGAUAUCAUUCGUAAGACUUGUGGUUCAUUUUCUGAUGCGUAUAAUGCUGGUGAUUGUAGAAUAGGAUGGGCGUAUUAUUUGGCCGUAAUAAGUUGUUUAGAUGCUAUAGUACUUGCUACGUUGGCCUUUAUUUUAGCUGCCCGUCAUAUAAAACUUCAACCCGAGCCGUUAUACGGAAAUAAUGGAUCUUUGUAUAAAGGAGAAAUCAACAGUGCUUACAUUGGUGAUACAGGUUCGAUUGCUGGUUCAAGAAAGUCUUUGAAUUUGCAUCAGGUCUUACGUAUGCCACAACCGAUGACUGAAAUUGAUCGUUUCUCAGAAAUAUCAGCUAGAACUGGUCGUUCUAAAAUCUCAACCUAUAGACCUGAUUAUAUGUCUAAUGUACAAAAUUUUCAAUUGUAAAAUGAUUUAAGUUUUUGUUAUUUUGUAUCUGUUUUCAUUAUUUUAUUUGUAUCAAGUUUUAUACUAUUUCGUGACAUGUUUAUAUACCAAAGGUAUAAUAUUUAAACGCAUUCGAAUAAAAACCUGUAGUUUAAUAGUA
Messenger RNA from Planococcus citri (citrus mealybug), 1436 nucleotides. RefSeq names its product Tetraspan membrane protein in hair cell stereocilia (gene Tmhs). The transcript has 4 exons. Gene Ontology annotation, cellular component: plasma membrane. The record is from RefSeq and is a predicted model, not a curated record. The coding region runs from base 431 to 1297 and encodes 288 amino acids. NCBI's taxonomy places the organism in Eukaryota, Metazoa, Arthropoda, Insecta, Hemiptera, Pseudococcidae. Gene Ontology annotation, biological process: sensory perception of sound.